AGGAAAGGUGGUUGGCUUACGGCACAGUAGGGAGCUUCCAGGGCUGGCUGGCGUGGGAUACCUGUACCACAGAAAUGCAGGGACCAUUGCUUCUUCCAGGCCUCUGCUUUCUGCUGAGCCUCUUUGGAGCUGCGACUCAGAAAACCAAAUCUUCCUGUGCUAAGUGCCCCGCAAAUGCUUCCUGUGUCAAUAACACUCACUGCACCUGUGACCAUGGAUAUACUUCUGGAUCUGGGCAGAAACUAUUCACAUUCCCCUUGGAGACAUGUAACGACAUUGAUGAAUGUAAACCACCCUAUAGUAUAUAUUGUGGAUUCAAUGCUGCAUGUCACAAUGUCGAAGGAAGUUUCUACUGUCACUGCAUCCCAGGAUAUAAACUCCUUCCUAGGAAUGAAAAAUUCAAUAAUUCCAAUGAGAACAUCUGUCAGGACGCCACAUCCUCAAAGACAACCCAGGGCAGGAAAGAGCUGCAAAAGAUUGUGGACAAAUUUGAGUCAUUUCUCACCAAUCAGACUUUACGGAGUACAGAAGGGAGACAAGAAAUCUCAUCCACAGUUACCACUAUUCUCCGGGAUGUGGAAUUGAAAGUUCUAGAAACUGCCUUGAAAGCUCCAGAACAAAAAGUCCUGAAAAUCCAAAACGGUAGUGUGGCUAUUGAAACUCGAGUGAUUACAGACAAUUGCUCUGAAGAAAGAAAGACAUUCAACUUGAACGUCCAAAUGAACUCAAUGGACAUCCAUUGCAGUGACAUCAUCCAGGGAGACACACAAGGUCCCAGUGCCAUUGCCUUUAUCUCAUAUUCUUCUCUUGGAAACAUCAUAAAUGCAACUUUUUUUGAAGAGAUGGAUAAGAAAGAUCAAGUGUAUCUGAACUCUCAGGUUGUGAGUGCUGCUAUUGGACCCAAAAGGAAUGUGUCUCUCUCCAAGUCUGUGACGCUGACUUUCCAGCACGUGAAGACGAACUCCAGUACCAAAAAGGUCUUCUGUGUCUACUGGAAGAGCACAGAGCAGGGCAGCCAGUGGUCCAGGGAUGGCUGCUUCCUGUUACACGUGAACAAGAGUCACACCAUGUGUAAUUGCAGUCACCUGUCCAGCUUCGCUGUCCUGAUGGCCCUCACCAGCCAGGAGGAGGACCCCGUGCUGACUAUCAUCACCUACGUGGGGCUGAGCGUCUCUCUGCUGUGCCUCCUCCUGGCAGCCCUCACCUUCCUCCUGUGCAAAGCCAUCCAGAACACCAGCACCUCCCUGCAUCUGCAGCUCUCGCUCUGCCUCUUCCUGGCCCACCUCCUCUUCCUCGUGGGGAUUGAUCGAACUGAACCCAAGAUGCUAUGCUCCAUCAUCGCCGGUGCCUUGCAUUAUCUCUACCUGGCCGCCUUCACCUGGAUGCUGCUGGAGGGCCUGCACCUCUUCCUCACUGCACGGAACCUGACGGUGGUCAACUACUCAAGCAUCAACAGACUCAUGAAGUGGAUCAUGUUCCCAGUCGGCUAUGGCGUUCCUGCUGUGACUGUGGCCAUUUCUGCAGCCUCCAGGCCUCACCUUUAUGGAACCGCUGAUCGAUGCUGGCUCCACCUGGACCAGGGAUUCAUCUGGAGUUUCCUUGGCCCAGUCUGUGCCAUUUUCUCUGUGAAUUUAGUGUUGUUUAUCUUGGUCUUUUGGAUUUUGAAAAGAAAACUUUCCUCCCUCAAUAGUGAAGUGUCAACCAUCCAGAACACAAGGAUGCUGGCUUUCAAAGCAACAGCUCAGCUCUUCAUCCUGGGCUGCACCUGGUGUCUGGGCUUGCUACAGGUGGGUCCAGCUGCCCAGGUCAUGGCCUACCUCUUUGCCAUCAUCAACAGCCUCCAAGGCUUCUUCAUCUUCUUGGUCUACUGCCUCCUCAGCCAGCAGGUCCAGAAACAAUAUCGAAAGUGGUUUAGAGAGAUCGUAAAAUCAAAAUCUGAGUCUGAGACAUACACACUUUCCAGCAAGAUGGGUCCUGACUCAAAACCCAGUGAGGGGGAUGUUUUUCCAGGACAAGUGAAGAUAAAAUAUUAAAACUAGAAUAUUCAACUCCAUAUGGAAAAUCGUAUCCCUGGAUCUCUUUGGCAUUAUGAAGAAUGAAGCUAAAGACAAGGGAAUUCAUUAAACAUAUCAUCCUUGGAGAGGAAGUAAUCAACCUUUACUUCCCAAAGUGUUUGUUCUCCUUAAUAGGCUCUCAACAAACGUGUGGUAAAUUGCAUUUCUCUUCACUAUGGUGUAUUCAGUCAAUGCUUGUCCUUGGAAACCCAAGUCAUGACCACUGCAAAUAUUUCCUUGACUUUUUGUAAAUGAAGAGGUCCUUUUCCUCAAGUUCUUAGUCCCACUCAUCCUA
This is a messenger RNA of Symphalangus syndactylus (siamang), 2349 nucleotides long. It is a transcript of the gene ADGRE3, whose product is annotated as adhesion G protein-coupled receptor E3. NCBI's taxonomy places the organism in Eukaryota, Metazoa, Chordata, Mammalia, Primates, Hylobatidae. Gene Ontology annotation, biological process: cell surface receptor signaling pathway; adenylate cyclase-activating G protein-coupled receptor signaling pathway. The record is from RefSeq and is a predicted model, not a curated record. Gene Ontology annotation, cellular component: plasma membrane. Gene Ontology annotation, molecular function: calcium ion binding; G protein-coupled receptor activity.